UGAAAAUAAAGAACCCAUAGACACAUCUGCACAGCACAUAUCUGAUAGUGAAGAACCCAUAGACACAUCUUCACAAAGGAACAACUAUGUGGAUGGCAAUGUUUUGUAUCUUGGGGAAGACAUUUCUCAGACUUGGACUAAAGUCACUGAAAGUGAUGGCACUGUCACAUUUUACAAUGGCAAAGUACCUAGAUUACUCUCAGACGCUAAUGGAGCAGCUAUUACAUCUUACUCAUUGAUAGACGAUGAUCAGGAAAAUGUUUCAGAUUCAGAGGAUGUUACUUCAUCUUGUUCAGGGACUUCAGAUUUUGUGACUUGAAAUAGCCUCAUUGGUUAUAUUGUAAAUCAGUCUCAACAUGAAUGUUGUAUAAAUGUUUUAUUCUAUUGUGUAUUUUUCACAAGUGAUAUUCUAUGAAGUUUGGAGCUUUAGUUGAAUAUUAUUUUGGGAAAAUGUCAAGGAUAUUCAAUUCUACAAUAUGUAAAAAUAUCAAAAUUGUCCGAAGCAGGCGUAAUGUGCAGUAGACCGAUUCAAUAGAAGACAAGUCUUGGUUUGGUGAACAAAGUUUAUCAGUCUACUG
This is a messenger RNA of Owenia fusiformis, 578 nucleotides long. Lineage: Eukaryota; Metazoa; Annelida; Polychaeta; Sabellida; Oweniidae. The record is from the annotation of a GenBank genome assembly.